Messenger RNA from Chrysemys picta bellii (western painted turtle), 2940 nucleotides. RefSeq names its product diencephalon/mesencephalon homeobox protein 1-B-like. The record is from RefSeq and is a predicted model, not a curated record. Gene Ontology annotation, biological process: regulation of transcription by RNA polymerase II. Lineage: Eukaryota; Metazoa; Chordata; Testudines; Emydidae. Gene Ontology annotation, molecular function: RNA polymerase II transcription regulatory region sequence-specific DNA binding; DNA-binding transcription factor activity, RNA polymerase II-specific.
UUGAUUUGGCCCCGUCGAUAAUGUGGAAACGCUGCCCCAUAAUGGGAAGUAUUAAAAGAACAUUGACCAGGGGCUCUGUACAGACAGUGUCAUGUUACGUCAAUGUUUUAAUCUAACCGAAACGUCUAAACGCGCUUAGCUCAAAGGAAGCCGAGAGGCAGCGUCGGUCCCUCAUCGAACGAAACGGGGAUGAAACGGUUCAUUUCCAGACAUGCUGCUCUUCCCACUUUUCAGAGGAGGAGCUCAGACACUGAGGGGCCGUCCACACUGCAAUAGACCCCCGCGGCGCCACGUCUCAGAGCCCGGGUUAACUCAUUUGGGCUCAGAGCUCAGGACGGUCCACAUGGCUGUUCCUAGCCCCGUGCCAUCAGCCUGAAUCAGUUGACCCAGCCUCUGAGCCUCGCUGCCGUGGUUUUUUGCAGUGUGGAUGUACCCUACCCUGCAUUGUAAACCUGGGUCUGUGGUGUCGGGGUUUCCAAGCCUGUGCUUGAGCGUCCACACACUGCUUUGUAAACCUGGGCUCUCAGUCGCUGGACCUGGGUCUCGCUAACGUCCAGAUGGCACUGCGUCCACACUGCGAAAUGGCAGGGCUCGGACCGAGUCACUGGGAGGCUUGGGCUCCGACCCACCCCACUAACAGGGUCCUAGGCCCUGGGUCCCGGCUGACUUGACUCAGGCUGAUCUGUGUGUGGACAGAGGAAGGGCUCGGGCUCAAACCAGAGUCAGAGCCUGGACUGGGUGUGCAGUGUGGACAUACCCUAGGGUCCCACAGGGAGCCUGUGACGGAGCAGGGGACCUACCCAGCAUCAUUCCCUAACCCUGUCUACAGCCCUGGGCACCACAGGAAGUUCUUGGUGAACUGGCUGGAGAUCAGAGAAGUGCAGUAGAGCUGGUGGAUGGAUCACUGGUUUACCAGGCAGGGCUAAAGCGGCAUCUGGAUCAAUGAUGCCCAAGGGCAGUUCUGAGCCAAGGGGGAAUUGAGUGUAUCAAUGCCAUGGGGGGAGGGAUGGUUUUGGGGAGUCCACAGGCGUAUUACUAGGAAUCCUGGGUACAAAGCGCCCCCCAGACACAGGCAUGUGCACAUAACCUCACCCCCCAGGUAUGCACAGAGCACGCGGGGCGCUUGGGGAGGGGAAGACACACGGGAUGUGGGUGAGGGGCAUCGCUCUCAGCUGGCCUCGUUCCACACCGACCGCCCCCCACCCCUCGCUCUGAUUGGUUCGAAUGGUUGGCCUCAGAAAGAAAGGGGAGCUCGGUGACAGAAGAAGCCGUUUAUACCCAGGGCAGGAAUCCCAGCACGUCAUGUGCUGCCGGCCUGGGGGAGGUUUGGCUCUGUCCCAACCUGAGGGGCACGGCGAGGGACCGUUUGUGUGAAUAGGGCCAUGUGAGGGGGCGUCCGUGGGAGCGGUAUGUACAGACACCCACCGUGGGGGUGGAUAGACCCGUGUGUAGCUGAGGGCUCCGUGUGUGAGCUGUGACCUGCUGGGUGACCUGGGGUCAGUCACAGCCCUGCUCCGUGCCUCAGUUUCCCCUCCCGCCCAUUGUCUGUCCUGUUUAGACUGUCAGCUCCCGGAGGGCAGAGUCUCCCUCUCCCUGGGCGUACAGCACCCUGCAUGCCAGGCCCCGAGCUUUGGCCGAGGCCUCUAGAUGUUCCUGGAAUACAAAGAACAAACAAUAAUUCAGGCCACAAAUUUGAGGGCCAAAACUUUGCGUUAGGAGAUCCCUGGCACGCUCUGUCCUCCCUCUCUCCGCAGGGCACUGCCCCGCUGCCCUAGCCCCCCCCGGCGUAACCCCGGCCGCUCCCCCCCUUCCUACACGGAGAGUGGUUGAGCUGCUCUCUUUAUGGUGACCAUGUUUUUAAAGCUGCCUUUUGUUUCCAGGGCCCUGGCGUGAGACCCCCGGCUGCUAGCGGGGCCCCUCCAUGUACUACUUCAGCGGGGGCGUGCACACCCUCGGCAGCAUGAACCCCCUCUCCCUGCUCUACAGCCUGCACCAGCUGCCGCCCGCCCCGGCCCCCCAGCCCUCCUCCCUGCGUGCAGUGAGCGUGGUGGAUCGGCUAGCAGAGCUCCUGCUGGAAGCGCGCUACGGGAUCCCCCAGAAGCAGCGCCGGAGCCGCACGGCAUUCACCGGCCACCAGGUGGAGGCGCUGGAGAGAGCCUUUGAGAAAACCCAGUACCCCGACGCGGUGACCAGAGAGCGGCUGGCCGUGCUCGUCAACCUGCCCGAGGCCAGGGUCCAGGUGUGGUUCAAAAACCGCCGAGCCAAGUUCCGCAAGGGCCAGCGCCAGCAGCCGGACCAGGGGGAGGCCGUGAGCCCCAGGGGGGCAGAUGGCGCCGCGGGGCGCUCCCUGUUGGGGCCGAGGCUCCGGCCCGUGGCCGAGGGCAACCCGCCAGGAGCAGAGCAUCUCCCGGCCUCUGCGAAGAAGGCCCCGGGUGGCGCGGCGCUACCUUCCCGGUAUCCCCCAGGCGACCUUCCGCCAGCGCCCAGCAGGAUUUGGCCUCUGGAGGGGACGUGGCCGGGGACAGAACUCAAAAGCGGAGGCCUCGCUGGGCCGAGGAGUGACCUGAGCCUGAGUUACCUGCCGGCAUUCCCUUUCCCGCCCUACUGGCUGGCUGGGUAGGGUCCCCGGCCGGCCGGAGCGACCCAGACACCUGCCCGGAGCCAGGCGAGCUGGGGCUGCCCUGGUGCCGUGCCAGACCAGCUCGUCCCGUUCCCUGAUCACCACACCAGGCCCACCCCGACCUGCCUUGAGCCCACGAGCCCCCCGUCGGGCUGAGCUGAGACCCAGCGGAGUCGUGUCACCCGUGUGAACUCCCACCAGGGCAGGAGCCCAGCAGCGAUGGCUGGGCAUGGGGGGUUUCCUUCCCCGCAAGCUCCAUGCUGACGUGGGAUGGGGAUGGGGGUUCGUUCGUGGCCGAAUAGACUCUCUGUGUGUCACAA